UGCUCGACGGAGCCAACAUAUCCAAGGAUUAUACGAAUGUACAGUUAAUUAUAUUGUGUUCGCGCCUUGUGCUACAGAGAUUCGUAUUUAAAUAAUAUUACGUAUGUGGGCCCCAGCUUGUUUUGGAGCUAUUACGUGGAAAAGAAAGAACGCCUUGUGUCAGCACACUUGAAAGCCCAGCUACUAUUGGCCCGUUCUUAUAUGAUUGGUGUACAAUAAAAAUUAUGCUAUUCGAUUCGUGACUCUACGGUGUCGUGUCACCCUGGGAAAACAUGAAUGUGUUAGCCUUGCAUUUGUGAAUUUCACCUCUGGGCUCAUAAAGCAGACGAAAGAAAACAACGAAAAUGGCCGAAAAAGAUGAAUUGUGUCGGCACUCGAGUGCCUGUAGUGCCGGAAGCCAGACAACGGAACGAAGCUUUUUGUCGUCCACGUCUACACCGGACCCUAAUGCACCUUCGAACUACGGUGCGAAGUACACCGGUGGGGACAAUACGCACCAAACCGCUACUCCAUCGACCUCAACAGAUUCGACGGUGUUUCAGGGUACCACACCACAAGAGCCUAUCGGACGGUACAAAAGAUCCAAGAGUGUUGUAGACACAUUGACUAGGACUAAUUCCUUGCUUAGUUCUGGCGACGAAGAGGAGCACCUUUCAUCGAUACGACGCGCUCGAGCACGCAGUUUUGAUCAGAGGCCCCGGCGGCCCCGCCGAGAGCAGCGUUCGAUGUCAGUCGUGGUCGGUCUAAAUGGGCAGGUGUGGACUCGGGAAGGUACGGAUAGACCAGAGGAAAAUCAACAUGCCAAUAAUGUGGCCAUGCAUGAAGAGGUGGUUGAAACAAUGGCUCAAAAUUAUUAUCCGGAGGGCGGAUGGGGCUGGGGUAUUUGCGCUUGCGCCACCUGGAUACAUAUACUUCUUGUUGGUGGACAUCUUGGUGGAGUGGGUACGCUUGGAUUUAUUACCAUGGAAAUCUUUGAAGGAGUGUCAACUUUCGCUUCAGAGUACUUUUACCCCCCACUCGCAAGUCAGAGCCAAGAUGGCCGCGCACAACUGCCUCCCCGCGAUCUAACCGAAAGCCGCCGACUGCAACGACGAUUGUUAAUUUACGAUAUCGUUGAGAUGGAGCGAAAAUCGUAUGAUAACAUCUUUAUGUUGUUACAGCGUCAACAACAACAACAACAAAUACAAAGCGGCACAAGUCAUUAG
Molecule: messenger RNA, 1205 nt
Organism: Varroa destructor (honeybee mite)
Lineage: Eukaryota; Metazoa; Arthropoda; Arachnida; Mesostigmata; Varroidae
Source: RefSeq, a predicted model, not a curated record